Pyricularia pennisetigena is the source of this 939-nucleotide messenger RNA. RefSeq lists its product as uncharacterized. Gene Ontology annotation, molecular function: GTP binding. The transcript is spliced from 2 exons. NCBI's taxonomy places the organism in Eukaryota, Fungi, Ascomycota, Sordariomycetes, Magnaporthales, Pyriculariaceae. Gene Ontology annotation, cellular component: cytoplasm. Bases 1 to 939 code for a protein of 312 amino acids. Gene Ontology annotation, biological process: SRP-dependent cotranslational protein targeting to membrane. The record is from RefSeq and is a predicted model, not a curated record.
AUGGCCGCCGUCAUAUCGUCUGCCACUCCGGACGCCCCUCUGCAGUCCCGCAUAGUCGAUGACAAGUCCCCAAUAUGUAUACCUUUCAUACUGGAGCGCCUGUCCGUCUGGAAGAAGGCCCGGGAUGAGAAUGACAGACGGCCGUUCUUUAUUGGCCUGAAUGGCGUCCAGGGCGUCGGCAAGACGACCCUAGUCCGCGCCCUGGCCGAGGCGCUUCAACAGCGCGAGAUGCUCGAGACCAUCGUCGUUAGCAUCGACGACUUUUACCUUAAUCACCAGACUCAGCUCGCCCUUGCCGAAUCCCAGCCAGACAAUUCUUUGGUUCAGUAUCGUGGAGAGCCUGGCACGCACGACAUCGAGCUGAUGCAGUCAUUCUUCACCGCCGUCAUCAACUCUCAACCCACCAAGAUCCCCCAGUACGACAAGGCGACCUACUCCGGCCUCGGCGAUCGCGCGCCCGAGUCCACCUGGCCCAGCAUAAACGGCCCGGACCAGCGGCCCGUCCAGGUCGUCUUGGUAGAGGGCUGGUGCGUCGGAUUCCGCGCGCUCGAUCCCGAGGCCGUGGUCGCAAAGUGGCGUGACCCCGACACCCGGACGCUCAGGAACCACAGGACGGAGCACCUCCUCUUUGUCAACGAGAAGCUCCGGGCCUACGACGACGUGCUCACCAACCACUUUGAUGCAUUCGUGCACAUUGAUGCCCAGCAGCUCGAGUAUGUCUACGAUUGGAGACGGGAGCAAGAGGCGCAGCUGAGGAAGGAAAGGGGAACUGGCAUGUCUGACGAGCAGGUGGUCCGCUUUGUCGACGCUUACUAUCCCGCGUAUGAGCUGUACUCCGAUGGAGUGCGUGCGGGCGUGUUGCUACCGGAACGGCCAGGAUGUCAGUUGACUUUGAUCGUGGAUAGACAUCGUCGUGUCGUGGAGCACUUUGUUCUGUAA